CUCGCCCGAGGCCACGCCCACUCGGCCCGCAAGGGCUGCCGGGACGGCUCCCAUCUUUGAGCGCUUUGAGCCAGCCGGCGGCGCUGCGAAGUGGAGACGUUCGGUCGUUGUUAGUGAUCCUGUGGCGCGCUUACGGGGCCCGGACCUUAAAGAUAGCCACAAUGGCUGAAAACGGUGAUAAUGAAAAAAUGGCUGCCCUGGAAGCCAAAAUCUGUCAUCAAAUCGAGUAUUAUUUUGGAGACUUCAAUUUGCCACGAGACAAAUUUUUAAAGGAACAGAUCAAAUUGGACGAAGGCUGGGUACCUUUGGAAAUAAUGAUAAAAUUCAACAGGUUAAACCGCCUAACAACAGAUUUUAAUGUAAUAGUGGAAGCUUUGAGCAAAUCUAAGGCAGAACUUAUGGAAAUCAGUGAAGACAAAACUAAAAUCAGAAGAUCUCCAAGCAAACCCCUCCCAGAAGUGACCGAUGAGUAUAAAAAUGAUGUAAAAAACAGAUCUGUUUAUAUUAAAGGCUUCCCAACUGAUGCAACCCUUGAUGACAUAAAAGAAUGGCUAGAAGAUAAAGGUCAAGUGCUGAAUAUUCAAAUGAGAAGAACAUUGCACAAAGCUUUUAAGGGAUCAAUAUUUGCUGUGUUUGAUAGCAUUGACUCUGCUAAGAAGUUUGUAGAGACCCCUGGACAAAAGUACAAAGACACAGAUCUGUUAAUACUUUUUAAGGAAGAUUACUUUGCAAAAAAAAAUGAAGAAAGAAAGCAAAAUAAAGUAGAAGCUAAGUUAAGAGCUAAACAAGAGCAAGAAGAAAAACAAAAGUUAGCAGAAGAUGCUGAAAUGAAAUCUCUAGAAGAAAAGAUUGGAUGUUUGCUGAAAUUUUCAGGUGACUUAGAUGAUCAGACCUGUAGAGAAGAUCUGCACAUCCUCUUUUCAAGUCACGGUGAAAUAAAAUGGAUAGACUUUGUCAGAGGAGCAAAAGAGGGAAUUAUUCUCUUUAAAGAAAAAGCCAAGGAAGCACUGGAGAAAGCCAAAGAUGCAAACAAUGGUAACCUACAGUUAAGGAACAAAGAAGUGACUUGGGAAGUACUGGAAGGAGAGGUGGAAAAAACAGCUUUGAAAAAAAUCAUAGAGGACCAACAGGAAUCCCUAAACAAAUGGAAGUCGAAAGGUCGCAGAUUUAAAGGAAAAGGAAAGGGUAAUAAAGCUGCCCAGCCUGGGUCUAAAGGAAAAGUACAGUUUCAGGGCAAAAAAACGAAAUUUGAUAGUGAUGAUGACCGUGAUGAAAAUGGUGCAGCAGGAACAGUGAAAAGAGCAAGAGAAGAGACAGACAAAGAAGAGCCUGCAUCAAAGCAACAGAAAACAGAAAAUGGUGCCGGAGACCAGUAGUUUAGUAAAUACAUUUUUUUUUUUUUUAAUUCAUUGUAGUUAGGUUUUAAGCUGCUUUUUGUCUUUGAAAGCUUUUAAAAAGAAAACCGAAUUAGGUCCACUUCAAUGUCCACCUGUAAAAAGAAAAAUUUUUUUGUUGUUUAACUUGUCUUUUUUUUUUGUUAUCAAAGUGAGGGUUUUUUUUUUUGUUUUUGUUUUUGUUUAAAUGUAUAGUUCUGUUUGUGUUCAGAGGAUUCAAAUAUCAAAUGGAAGAUUCUUCCACUCAAUUGCCUUUGUAAUAUGAAAAUGUAUUACUACAAACUAAUAAAAUAUAUGCUAUAUAAAAAAGAACAAAAA
Messenger RNA from Marmota monax (woodchuck), 1712 nucleotides. RefSeq names its product small RNA binding exonuclease protection factor La (gene Ssb). Lineage: Eukaryota; Metazoa; Chordata; Mammalia; Rodentia; Sciuridae. Bases 162 to 1376 code for a protein of 404 amino acids. Gene Ontology annotation, biological process: RNA processing; positive regulation of translation. The transcript is spliced from 12 exons. Gene Ontology annotation, cellular component: cytoplasmic stress granule; ribonucleoprotein complex; nucleus. Gene Ontology annotation, molecular function: RNA binding. The record is from RefSeq and is a predicted model, not a curated record.